Molecule: messenger RNA, 429 nt
Organism: Striga hermonthica
Lineage: Eukaryota; Viridiplantae; Streptophyta; Magnoliopsida; Lamiales; Orobanchaceae
Source: the annotation of a GenBank genome assembly
GUUGUUCGUGAGCACGAUCCUUUGGGGAGAGAUGUUGAGUUAUUUCGCCGCCAUUUGUAUUUGGCAGACAAACCAAAACCAACUUGCAAGGGUAGUGUCGGUGCACAGUUGUUGGUUGACGGCCUAGUGAUCAAAGAUGGUGAUUACAAGCUCGUGAAGACGAGGUUUAGUGCGUUUUUCAACACUCACCUCCAUUCGUAUCUUCAGGGUCUUGGAAUAACUAAUCUGGUAGUCACCGGUGUACAAACUCCAAAUUGCAUCCGUCAGACUGUCUAUGAUGCGGUUGCAUUAGAUUAUCAUACAGUUACUGUUAUUGUUGAUGCGGCUGCUGCUGCUACACCCGAAAUACAUCUUGCAAACAUUGCCGACAUGAGAAACAUUGGAGUUGCAACGCCGACGCUUAAAGAAUGGUGUGCGCCUCACGAGUAA